AGAAGGGUAGAGCAACCUGCUUAAGUCUUAUGAUCAUAAAGCGUGGCAUUCCAGAAUCCUUUAGGGGUGCUGUAUCCGAUGAGGUUACUAAUGCCAAGGAUUUCCUUUCUGAAAUUGAGAAACGUUUUGUUAAAAGCGAUAAGGCGGAAAUAAGCAUGUUGUUAAAAGACUUUACUUCCAAAAGGUAUUCAGGAAAAGGAAAUAUGAGGAAGUAUAUUAUGGAAAUGUCUUAUAUUGUUUCUAGGCUAAAGACACUUAAGAUUGAGAUAUCGGAAGAUGUUCUCGUACACAUAGUCUUGAACUCUCUUCCUAUUGCAUUUGAUCCUUUUAAGGUUAGUUAUAACUGCCAGAAGGAGAAGUGGUCUCUUAACGAGCUCAUUUCAUAUUGCGUGCAAGAGGAAGAGAGGAUGAAACAAAAUAAGACAGAAAGUGCUCACUUGGCUAGCACCUCUAAGGAUAAGGGUAAAAAGAGGAAUAAAACUCCCAUUAAGAAUGAAGCUGCUAAAGGUCCAGUACAGAAGAAACAUAAGGAAGGUGAAACAACUUGUUUCUUCUGUAAGAAGUCUGGACACAUGAAGAAGGAUUGUACCAAGUAUCACGCUUGGAAAGUGAAGAAAGGGUUGUCUGAGCCACCGCAAGCCAAAUGAUGCUGAAAGAUGUGUCUACGUGGGAGAUGGCAAAGCGGUGCAUGUGGAGGCUAUUGGGCAUUUUAGAUUGUUAUUGUCUACUGGUUUCUAUUUGGAUUUAAAAGACACUUUUGUUGUUCCGUCAUUUAGGCGGAAUUUGGUUUCUGUUUCUUAUUUGGACAAAUUGGGUUAUCAUUGUUCAUUUGGAAACUUUCGGUUUCAUUUGUCUUUAAAUUCAAGUAUAGUAGGG
Molecule: messenger RNA, 876 nt
Organism: Cuscuta europaea
Lineage: Eukaryota; Viridiplantae; Streptophyta; Magnoliopsida; Solanales; Convolvulaceae
Source: the annotation of a GenBank genome assembly